This is a messenger RNA of Gossypium raimondii (Peruvian cotton), 805 nucleotides long. Its product is annotated as probable plastid-lipid-associated protein 8, chloroplastic. The transcript is spliced from 4 exons. The record is from RefSeq and is a predicted model, not a curated record. Bases 1 to 708 code for a protein of 235 amino acids. NCBI's taxonomy places the organism in Eukaryota, Viridiplantae, Streptophyta, Magnoliopsida, Malvales, Malvaceae.
AUGGCAGCUUGUUCCCUCACUCUAUCGUCCUCCUUGCCCCAACCUAAACCCUCAUUUUUUGGAUCGAAACCCUCUCAUCUAUCCUUACACAGCACUUCGUUUGCGCUCAAAUCCCAGUGUUUCAGGGUUUCCUCAAGUUCCGUUUCCAUCUCCAGUCGCCCCGCCGAUGAUCUAGUUGCAUCUCUUCUCUCCAAGGUGAUAAAAACGGAUGGUGGAGUUUCACUCACCACAAAACAGCACCAAGACGUAGCUCAAGUGGCUAAUGAGUUGAACAAAUAUUGCGUUGAUGAACCAGUCAAAUGCCCUUUAAUCUUCGGAGAUUGGGAUGUGGUUUACUGUUCGAAUCCCACGUCACCAGGAGGCGGCUACAGAAGUGCAUUGGGGCGCCUUUUCUUCAAGACCAAGGACAUGGUCCAGGCUGUUGAAGCUCCUGACUCCGUACGAAACAAAGUCUCCUUCUCUGUUUUUGGGUUUCUUGAGGGAGAGGUCUCCUUGAAAGGAAAGCUGAAGGUCUUGGAUCAUCAAUGGAUUCAAGUCAUUUUUCAGCCACCUGAACUGAGGGUAGGAGCAAUGGACUUCCAGUAUGGUGGCGAGAGUGAGGUCAAGCUACAGAUCACGUAUAUUGACGAGAAGAUCAGAUUAGGAAAGGGCUCUAGAGGUUCUUUAUUUGUAUUUCGAAGGCGGCACGGAGGCUCAACCAACGUUUGAGACCCCUAUCCAGUGCCAAUAAUUGCCAAUGUUAUGAAACAAAGGUGAAACGUUAAUUAAAUGGAGAGAACCAUGCAAUCUGAGUUGUUGAGUCAAA